This is a messenger RNA of Pimephales promelas (fathead minnow), 960 nucleotides long. It is a transcript of the gene il17a/f1, whose product is annotated as interleukin 17a/f1. The record is from RefSeq and is a predicted model, not a curated record. Gene Ontology annotation, molecular function: cytokine activity. Lineage: Eukaryota; Metazoa; Chordata; Actinopteri; Cypriniformes; Leuciscidae. Gene Ontology annotation, cellular component: extracellular region. Gene Ontology annotation, biological process: inflammatory response.
AUCUAGAACAGAUAGACUUAAGACUGACAGAAGACAUCUGAAAAGAAAAGGUCAAAAUCUCGAGACAGAAAUGAAUGCAACAAUGUCAUCAGCGUUAAACAUCCAGUUCCUCAUGGUGGCUUGUUUGAUGGGGAUCGUUUUGAUAUCAUUUGGAGCUGAGGGGGCACCUUCAAAAAAUCUUCAGAGGAAAGGAAUCGGCCACCACAGGGCAUCAGAAGAAUCGGAUCCAUCGUCAUCAUCAUACCGGUUGAUAUUGGAUUCUGAGUUCAAAGCGGCCAAACCGAUCCAACCAAUAAACAACGACUCCCUCUCUCCAUGGACCUACACGUUUACGCAUGACGAGAACCUGUACCCUUCUAGCAUCGCAGAGGCCAAGUGUUCUCUUACUGGAUGUUUAAGCUAUACCAGUUUAGAAUUGGUGGAGGACCAGAAUUUCCAGUCCAAACCUAUUUACACCCAAAUCAUGGUCUUGAGGAGAAUUCGAGGAGAAAAGCACAACUACUCCUUUCGACUUGAGUACAAAACCAUCGCAGUGGGAUGCACCUGCAUUCGUCCAUAUGUAGAACACAUUUAAAAUGAGUUACAGUAUUGUAGAUGUUUCCUACUGAUGUCGCUGGUAUUCUUCCUAUUCUAAAACUUAAGGCGUAUACUUAAGACUUUAUAAUUUAUUUAUGUUAUCUCAGAUUUCCACCGUGUUCGCAAAUGUAGGAUAUUUAUUUAUUUCCACUGGAUUUUAAUUUUUGCUUUAUUUUGAUAUCAAACAUUUUUUCAAGAACCAGAAAAAUUUAGAUUCACACCCUCAACCGACUUGAUCUGUCUAAUAAUCUAAUUUAUUAUGUGUUUGCAAAUGCAAGUUAUUUAUUUUUACUGGAUUUUUGUGUGAUAAUAAUUUGAAUUCAUUAUUUAUUUAUUGAUACAAACCUGUUUUUAAGAUUGCAAUAAAUGAGAAAAAAAAUACUA